AUGGAAGUCAACUUUAAGGGCAUCAGGCAGGACGCGCUUGAAUGCGUAGACUUUGUGUUUGCCUUCCAGACUCCGCGACUGGCCGACUACCGCGUUCUUUCUUCGCAAGCAAUGACGGUCAAUGACGACUCCAAAGUCGUCAAAGCCGUCGACUCAUCGGAAAUUCGCACUGUCCACAAAAGAAAGAAGCGGCGCCUCACCCGCCAUCACCAUGUUCCUGAGCAACACUGGACGAAGGGUCGCCCACAAAAUCGCAACGCGAUCAGUGCCGCUCAAGAGUCAAGGACUGCGCCGCGACGUCACAUCAAGCAGAUAUUACCAUGCACAUGGUACCAACGAGACAUCGGCCGUAUAGGAGAUGUCCAAAAACACACGGAACUCGACAUUAUGGGCUUCCCAUUCGCCCCCACUUGA
Molecule: messenger RNA, 414 nt
Organism: Haemonchus placei
Lineage: Eukaryota; Metazoa; Nematoda; Chromadorea; Rhabditida; Trichostrongylidae
Source: the annotation of a GenBank genome assembly